AUGACACCCACAACAAACGCGAAGAACAUCCGCAACCGCAAACCACGGCACAGGAAGCGGAACCGCCGAGGGCGCGCCCGCGACAAAGUUCGCUCUACCGAUUCUCCCCAGCCUCUGGACGAGGUCCUGAACGAGAGAAAGCGCAAACCCAAGAAGAAGAGCUCUAUACCAAUUCCAGUAUCCGAUGAUCCACUCGAGAAGAAUAUCCCCGAGAAGGCUCCAAUGCCAGAAGGCUACGUUCUCGUCCCAAAAGGCGAUGUCUACGUCACCCGCCACUGUCGCAGUAAAACCAAAGACGCCGAUCAAAUCGUCUACGUCGUCUAUGUAAGUUCUCCAACUCUGCAAGUAAACCUCAAUCUAACCCACCAGAACCACACGGGCAAACGUACCUUGGGGAUUCGAGUCCCAGAAGAUAUCCACAUAUCGGUCCUUGCCUCCGCAGCAGAGACAAAAGAGUCACGCGCAAAUGCCGUGUCCUUAAGAGACAAGAAAGAUCUAUCCAAGUCUCGUGCAUUGCUAAAGUCUGAAUUCCCGCUCAUGCCCAAGGAAUCUCUGAAAAUUAUUCUUGAGCAUGCCUUCCUGAAAGGCUCGGGGCGGGUCGGGAGGACGGGGAUGAUUAGUGAUGAUAAGAAAAUUUUGUUAGCGGUUGAUGCGCAUAUUCGCCAUGUGCAUACUCCAUAUGAAAAGUUGCUUGAUGCUGGUGUUGGGAGGAAGGAGGCUAGAGAGCAGGUUUGGGAUUCUGUGAAGGCUGUGGAACGGGCUUGGCAGGGUGUGACGGAAGAGAAAAAGAAGUUGCCUUUGAGGCCUACUUGA
This is a messenger RNA of Penicillium brevicompactum, 813 nucleotides long. Its product is annotated as DUF2293 domain-containing protein. NCBI's taxonomy places the organism in Eukaryota, Fungi, Ascomycota, Eurotiomycetes, Eurotiales, Aspergillaceae. Bases 1 to 813 code for a protein of 270 amino acids. The record is from RefSeq and is a predicted model, not a curated record. The transcript is spliced from 2 exons.